AAUUGCAUAGGAAUGUCGGAAUACGACAGUUGUGGUGGUUAUUAUAUAGAUUGGUGUGGUAUUUCUCAAAUCAAAACUUGGCACAUAAAAGUUUUUUUUGAAACUAGAACUAGAAUACACUGCACUAGAAUCUUAACUUCUUUCCGGAAACAUUUAUCACGUGACCUUUGUCUCGAGAAUUUUCCAUUGCUGACUGUGGCCCUCUCGCAACCACCAAAGGAACAUUUUAACUUGAUCAACGUUUGAACCUUUGUACGAAGUAAACAGUAAAGAUACAGUAAAAUGUAAUUAGUCUAGAAUUAUUUUAGAAAACGUUUUUGGGGGAUCUGUGGAGUUGGGCAAGCUAAUGUUAGACUAGCUACCCAGCUAUCCUAACUGUUGACAACCUUUUCUAGCCAACGUUAGAGCUAACUAGCUAUCCACGAACCUAGAUAGUGCUGCUAGGCUGGCUAAUUGUUUAAAACGAAGGACAUUUUAUGCAUGUUUAAUAGCAUAAACUAGCUUAAAACAGCUACUGUAGCUCAGCUUUUCCAAACAUUUCCUCGGUUAGUUAGCAAGGGACGACGAAGAAACCCAAACAUGGCUUUGGCUGAUGAUUUGAAGAGAUACCUGUACAAACAGUUACCAAGUGUUGAAGGUCUUCAUGCAAUAGUGGUGACAGACAGGGACGGUGUCCCAGUUAUUAAAGUUGCAAAUGACAACGCUCCCGAAUACGCUCUCCGGCCCGGGUUCCUCUCCACAUUCGCCCUGGCCACUGAUCAGGGCAGCAAGCUGGGCCUCUCCAAAAACAAGAGCAUCAUCUGCUACUACAGCACAUAUCAGAUUGUGCAGUUCAAUCGACUACCACUGGUUAUCAGUUUCAUUGCAUGUAGUAGUGCCAACACAGGUUUGAUAAUCACCCUGGAGAAUGAUCUUGUGCCACUCAUUGAGGAGUUGAGACAAGUAGUGGAGGUUGCUUAAGGUCACCAUGGUAAUCGCCCAUCGCAGAAUCAAGACUGGAGAACAUCAUGAAUAAUAUUCCUGAAACUCUGUUCCACACACAACACAAACACCCAAAAGAAAGACUUUUCUCUUAACAUGCUGUAUUAUUAUUAUUAUAGUUUAAUUUCCUUCAUCUUUUAUAUAUGAAAGAUGCUCCUCUCUUGCUAUUAAUUUUAGAUUCAUAAAUAGUGUGAUUAUAAUUUUGUAUUCAUUCAAACAAUAUUCAGAAAACAGAAAUGUCAUCAUUUAAUUAUUGUAUUAAAAUAACACAUCCAAGUACUAAGACAUGUAUUCAGCCAAGUGCCCUACAGAAAGCAAGGUUACUUAGAAACCGUAAAAUAUUAAACUUAUGCUAGCUCUGCAAAACAGUCCUCAGUGCUCUGCUGAAUGUAUGUUCUAGUCAUGGUGUAGUCACAUUUAAUGAUAUACUAAUACAACUCAUAAUGUCACAAUACCAGCCACAUUAACUAUUAAUAUAGCCUGAAGUCAAGUUGCUAUCUUCAAUUUAAAACUUGCAGUACAGGAAUAUUCUGCUUCUUCUCUUCCCACUGUCAUCGUCCCUUUCUAAUCUGUGACUGAAAACAAAUGGUAAUAGAGUUCUUUAUAAGCAUUUUUUUUGUUAAGGUAAUGUUUUAUUUGUCACCAUCAGAAUGUAACUUCUGUACAAUUAAGGAGACAACACCAGAUGAUGUGCUUGCAUUGUAGCCAGUCUACAGAUUAUGAGGCAACUCACCAGUUUCCAUUGUAAUAUCUUGAUCCAUUCAUCUGCCUCCACACCAGUCUUGGCACACAGAUAAAAUAUCCUUUCUGGGAACACUAGACUAAGAAGACACAGUAUUAGUACUGAAUGGCAACUAACCCAUUUCAGCAACCCAGAACUGGGAAUACAAAUAUCAGAUAAGUCGCUGGUAUAGUAAGAUGGCGUAAGAGGCAAUCAAAUAAUUGUGUUAGGCAUAAAUUAACUGUAGCAAUGUCAUCCAGGCAAUUCAAAACUUUUUAACAGUUCUUGGUUUGCAUUACACGUAGCAUUAAAUUUGAAAAAAAGCAUGCAAGUGGACUGGGUAAACAUACUCAUACUUAAAAAACAGUCCUUUAUGUUAUAUGCUUUCAUUAUUGCACCGUAGCUUGAAUAACUAAUUAUUGUUAUAACAAAAAGCAUCUUGGAAGAGUAGGGUAUUUGUUUAUUUGAUCUGUUAGUGAUACUUCUCUUUUUUUUCUGCCACUGUGUCAAUAUUUCAUCUUUCUCCCAGAGGAAGUGAAACCAACUGAUCUGUGUAGAAAGCUGCUUCAUAUAAAUACAGUCUGAAACCUAAUUAUAAUUAUUGGAUGUACCGUACACAGAAUUUGUUGUCGGGUUAGGGUUAGAGUUAACUAUACUACUAUAACUAUCCAUGAUACUUUGUUUAAAAUGGUUUAUUUCCAUUUACUAAUCCUUUAUUACUUAAUUAUACUAUAUAUUAAGCCUCUAUUAAAGGCCUUAAACAUAAUGCUUACCAUGAUAUCAAAAGGUUGUUUUCUGAUAUUAUUUGGGACCCAAGUGACACUACGCCCUCCCCCCCCACAUCCACAGUGUUUAUAGCUCUAUUAUACAUAGUGUCUACAAACAAAACCAUUAAAUAGGAAACUUCUAGAAUUGUUUGUUUUGUAAACUAUACCAGGUACAGGUAAACUAUACCAGUACAGGUAAUGUUUACAAUGUAGUGUAUACAUUGUAAACAUUGCCUUCAAACUCCCUGCUGAUAUUGUUGUUAAAUGUACAUUUUGCACCACAUUGGCCAAAAAACCUGUUGGUUUUCAAGUCUCAUGACAAUUGUUUUGAUUCAGGUACAACUGGUUACAUUUGGUGAAUGUCUAACAGUGCAUAGAUCAACAUCCCUUCAGAGAACAAUGGUGGCAGAUAGGCUAGAUGAGUAGAAUGGUUGUAGCACAAUGCAGAAAGAUCGAAAGGUAUAACUGCUUUAUAAAAUUGUCAGUGUCACAUGGUAAACAAGCCUUCUUCCUGGCCUCACUGAAGUGACUGAAGAACAACACAGGCAAUUAAUGCCAAAUCUAGGUCUUCAAUGCUGAUUAAAACCGACCCCAAUGUACUCACCUUUGGAAAUGUAUUGCCAAUGUUCUACACCAAUAUGGAACUAUGGAAACAUUCAGUCAUUCUAGUUAUUUAAAUCUCACCAGUUAACACAGAACAUACUGAGCUCUUCCCACUCACCAAAAGCAGUUCACUCUGUCCUGCGUGUAGUCAAACUGGACCGCAGAGCAGGCCGUCAGGUCCAGGGUGCGAAUGGGCUCGUCUAACUACAGGAAGGCCCCCACAUCAGAGAGACAGUUGUUUUUUUGUUGUAAACAUUUUAAAUACAAUAAUGUACCAACCCCAGUGUGUCUUGGGUUAGGGUUACAGUACAGCAUUUAUGUAAUAGUCACACACCGUCUGGUGUUUAGUAGCUAUAUUGAUAUCACCGAAUAUCACUACAUUGACUAUGGCAAUGAUAACUGCAAUUCAGAGACUAAAAUCGUAUUGUAGAAAACAGCAGUACUGGAGGGUGUUGCUGAGAAACUGGCAAGACUCACCAUUUUGUCUUUGAAGUAUUUAAGUUCAUAUCUGUUUAAUGUAAACCAUCUCUGUUUCCAAUUCUGUAGAAAAUGAACAUGCUCUCACCCACGCAAUACACAUUUUCUACCUGUGUGCUCAAUAAUUCCACGUGUCAAAUUUUCGUUCACAUGGAAUAAGGAUUAAAAAACUAAAAACCCUU
Molecule: messenger RNA, 3731 nt
Organism: Osmerus eperlanus (European smelt)
Lineage: Eukaryota; Metazoa; Chordata; Actinopteri; Osmeriformes; Osmeridae
Gene: lamtor3
Product: late endosomal/lysosomal adaptor, MAPK and MTOR activator 3
Exons: 6
Coding region: 580-960 (126 amino acids)
Biological process (GO): cellular response to amino acid stimulus; positive regulation of TOR signaling
Cellular component (GO): Ragulator complex
Source: RefSeq, a predicted model, not a curated record